UACACUGUUCAAACAUGAUUUGCAACAAUUAACUGUUAUCAAUAUUAAAUAACACAAACACAAUAUUACGUCAAUAUUGUUAUUGCUAUUAUCAAAAUUCAAUAAAAAAAAAAAACGCACUUAUCUCGGUACGUUGUCCGUGUCCCGUGCUCCUGUGACUUAAACUUUGAACACAACAACGACUCUUCUGAUUGUUAGUUAUUAUUUGUGACUUACGUGUUUAAGUCGUUCACCGCAUUCGUUUCUAGUUUGAAAUUCGUUUUUGAGUGGCUUUAGUUGUUGAGUCCGUGCCGAGUACGUCGUACUUGUGACAUUCCAGUUUGGCGUGUGGUAGGUAUUUGUUCAAUUUUCGAGUCGACGAUUGAGUUCCGCGGUGGCCGUCCAAUCUUACCUCGAUCUAACGAUGAACAGCAGCGACAGCGAUGAUUUGACCGAAGAAUUCUUAACAGACGACCAUCAAAAUUUCUUAUCCCAAGGACAAGAUGCCCAAGAUGGUGUGGAAAUGGUCACAUUGGACAAUGAAGAUGACUCAUCAAAUCAAGGAGAAGUGUAUGAACUUAAAUUUGGCAAACCACUUCGAGAACAAGAUAGAUUCCUUCCUAUUGCCAAUAUUGCAAAAAUUAUGAAAAAAUCCAUACCUGAAGGUGGAAAGAUAGCAAAAGAUGCUCGAGAAUGUGUACAAGAAUGUGUUUCUGAAUUUAUAAGUUUCAUAACCAGUGAAGCUAGUGACAGAUGUUUCCAAGAAAAACGUAAAACUAUUAAUGGAGAAGAUAUUCUUUAUGCAAUGUCUAAUUUAGGUUUUGAUAAUUAUGUGGAACCCUUAAAACUGUAUUUGCAAAAAUAUAGAGAGGCUACAAAAGGAGACAAAUCAAUUGGAAUUGAAGAACUGUCGGAUGAUGUGUUCUCAAAUGAUACAAGUUAUACAAAAAUAUUUGGACAAAACAGUCAGAAUGAAUCUGUAAUUUACUAUCAAGACCCAAUUCAACAAUUCCACAUAGUAUAGUUAAUUUUAUUUUUGCAUUACUUUGUCAUUAGACUAUUACUAUACAUAUAAAAAAAUAUAUAUAU
Diuraphis noxia (Russian wheat aphid) is the source of this 1068-nucleotide messenger RNA. RefSeq names its product nuclear factor Y-box B (gene Nf-YB). Gene Ontology annotation, molecular function: DNA-binding transcription activator activity, RNA polymerase II-specific; protein heterodimerization activity; RNA polymerase II cis-regulatory region sequence-specific DNA binding. The record is from RefSeq and is a predicted model, not a curated record. Gene Ontology annotation, cellular component: CCAAT-binding factor complex; nucleus. NCBI's taxonomy places the organism in Eukaryota, Metazoa, Arthropoda, Insecta, Hemiptera, Aphididae. Gene Ontology annotation, biological process: regulation of transcription by RNA polymerase II.